This is a messenger RNA of Chilo suppressalis (striped riceborer), 1011 nucleotides long. The record is from the annotation of a GenBank genome assembly. NCBI's taxonomy places the organism in Eukaryota, Metazoa, Arthropoda, Insecta, Lepidoptera, Crambidae.
AUGUUAAGUUCACUCAUAAAGUUAAGUGUUUUGAUGAUAGGACUAAGUCAUGCCAGCGUACCUAGCUGUCAUCAGUUGCAGAAAUCUCAAAUGGCAUCACUCCACGAACGAAUGAACCAAAUGAUCAGUGCACUAUACUCAUCACCUUUCUUGAACAAAUCGCAGGGCCCGAACUCGUCAAGUCCACCGACUUACUCUACAUCAGCAUCAACACCCGACUACACAGGCAACACAGCGCAAGCAUACGACCCUAACUACGGCUACCCUCAUAAUUACCCACCCCCCGCUUACCCAGCACCACCCCCGAAUAGCCCUCAAUACGUCUAUGUUUCAUCAUCACAAGGCGCUCCAUCUGCCGUCUCCAUAUCACCGCCAACACCCAAUAAUCCAACUGUAACGAUAUCCUCCACUACAUAUCAGACCCCACCAUAUUACCCUCCAGAAUCUAAUCAGCCUUCGGAAAACCCAUACAGUCAGAGUCCUGCAUGGCCUCAAUAUUACGAGCAACCAUACCCGUAUCCGCCGGCUUCGUAUCCACCACCUCCUUAUCCAUCAUCAUACCCUAAUCCUCCUCAACAGUACCCGCCUUCCAAUCCUCCGUCUUAUACACCUGCGCAAUACCAGCCACCUCCACCGCCUUCAUAUCCCCCUAGUACUCCACAAUAUCCUCAACCGCAAUACCAGCCUCCUAACACAGCUCCACAACACCCACAGCCGUGUCCCAACAAUCCUCCGGCGCCUUAUCCAAGCACUCCUUCGCCUUCAUACCCUCCUAGUACAUCGAACACUUAUUGCCCACAAUGUUCCUGCUCGUCACCACCCCAACCUGAUUAUCCUGCCCCACCCUGUUCCUGUUCACACUCGUCUUACCCGCCACAACCUGCUCCCGUGUGCCCCACUUCUCCUGUUUAUAGUCCCCAGUAUUACAAAGCGCAGCCUUAUCAAGUUCCCAAUAGCAUGAUCCCAUCCUACCCACCAGUGCCUUUUACUGAUUCUUCCUAUUACUCCUAG